GACCUUGUUCUCCUCAACAUGCCGAUUCCAGCAACCGGCUUCUGGUUUCGGAGUCCUCUCGCCGCCGGUAUGCGACUGAGAUGGAAGGCGCCCGCCCGUGACGCUAGGCGAAGCAUUGAGUUGGCUACAAAUACUCCACCCGCUGCUUGCUCGUCUCUCCGUCGAUCGAUCUUUGCAAGCUCACGAGGAAGAGAUUGAAACAGCGGGAGUCGAAGAGAUGUCGAGCACUGCUGGCCAGGUCAUCAAAUGCAGAGCGGCGGUGGCUUGGGAGGCUGGGGAGCCGUUGGUGAUCGAAGAGGUGGAGGUGGCACCGCCCAAAGCGAUGGAGGUCCGAGUUAGGAUACUCUACACCUCUCUUUGCCACACCGAUGUCUACUUCUGGGAAGCUAAGGGCCAAAAUCCGGUGUUUCCUCGCAUCUUUGGUCACGAAGCGGGAGGAAUCGUUGAGAGUGUGGGAGAGGGCGUGACGGAUCUCGCUCCGGGAGAUCAUGUCCUCCCUGUAUUCACGGGUGAAUGCAAAGAAUGUGCUCACUGUAAGUCCGCAGAGAGCAACAUGUGUGAUCUCCUCAGAAUAAACACUGACAGAGGGGUGAUGCUAAGUGAUGGGCAAUCAAGGUUCUCCAUCAAUGGAAAACCCGUUUACCAUUUCUUGGGAACCUCCACUUUCAGCGAGUACACAGUGAUCCAUGUGGGCUGCCUUGCCAAAAUCAACCCCUUGGCUCCCCUUGAUAAAGUGUGUGUCGUAAGCUGUGGUCUAUCAACAGGUUUUGGUGCUACUGUUAAUGUAGCAAAAACACCAAAAGGUGCAACCGUGGCCGUCUUUGGCCUUGGGGCUGUAGGUCUCGCUGCUGCUGAAGGAGCAAGAGUCUCAGGGGCAUCAAGAAUAAUUGGUGUUGACCUUAACCCUAACAGAUUUGAGCAAGCUAAGAAGUUUGGGGUGACUGAGUUUGUGAACCCGGCAGAUUAUGAUAGACCUGUUCAAGAGGUAAUAGCUGAAAUGACAAAUGGUGGAGUUGAUCGGAGCAUCGAAUGCACUGGCAAUAUAAACGCCAUGAUAUCUGCAUUUGAAUGUGUUCAUGAUGGCUGGGGUGUUGCUGUGCUUGUUGGGGUCCCUCACAAAGAUGCUGUAUUCAAAACACACCCUGUCAACUUCCUGAAUGAAAGAACCCUAAAAGGAACCUUCUUUGGCAACUACAAGCCACGCACUGAUAUUCCCGGAGUCGUUGAGAAGUAUAUGAACAAGGAGCUCGAGUUGGAGAAGUUCAUCACGCACAGCUUGCCUUUCUCUGAAAUCAACAAGGCAUUCGAGUACAUGCUUAAAGGCGAGAGUCUCAGGUGCAUCAUUAGCAUGGAUGACUUGAGGAUUCACAUUUCAGGAGCAAGGAGCGUUUUGUUAAAUAAACUGUAGAGCAUCUUCUGAGUAGAAAUGUGACGUUUUAUCGCAUGAGGAAUAAUUAAGGUUGUUGCUGCUUUUAUGCUUCUCAUAAAGUGAGAUUAUAGUAGUCUGUUUGGCUUUUGGCAAUGUGGAUUUUGUUCUUUUGGUGACAUGUUUCUUAUUGAUCUUAAACCAGAGUUAAUUAGGAGAAAGUUUCCGAUUUGUUGUUUCGAAGGAUACUUAUUUUUAUGUAUUUAAAAUUUCCCUAUCA
Molecule: messenger RNA, 1646 nt
Organism: Zingiber officinale
Lineage: Eukaryota; Viridiplantae; Streptophyta; Magnoliopsida; Zingiberales; Zingiberaceae
Product: alcohol dehydrogenase 3-like
Exons: 10
Coding region: 218-1408 (396 amino acids)
Biological process (GO): formaldehyde catabolic process
Cellular component (GO): cytosol
Molecular function (GO): S-(hydroxymethyl)glutathione dehydrogenase [NAD(P)+] activity; zinc ion binding
Source: RefSeq, a predicted model, not a curated record